Culicoides brevitarsis is the source of this 3152-nucleotide messenger RNA. RefSeq names its product transient receptor potential cation channel protein painless (gene pain). Gene Ontology annotation, molecular function: monoatomic ion channel activity; protein binding. Gene Ontology annotation, cellular component: membrane. The record is from RefSeq and is a predicted model, not a curated record. Lineage: Eukaryota; Metazoa; Arthropoda; Insecta; Diptera; Ceratopogonidae. Gene Ontology annotation, biological process: monoatomic ion transport; transmembrane transport. The transcript is spliced from 2 exons. Bases 66 to 2855 code for a protein of 929 amino acids.
UCACUCGGAGUUACCUGAAAAAAUUAAGAAAAAAAAUCAAAUAAUUCCAUAAAAAUCAUCCAAAAAUGGGUCCAAACGACAUUCAGCAAUGUUUCCAAGACCCGCAAGCCCAAUUGGUUGAAGCAGCUGCCAAGAGAAACAUUCAGCAAGUCAUUUCCGCCCUGCUAAAUGGAGCAAAUCCCGAUUUGGCAGACAAACAAGGCAAUUCUGUGUUUGAAAAUUUUUGCUUAAAACCAGAUUCCCGUCCCUUCAUCGAAGAAUGCAUCAAAAACGCAGCAAAUGUCUCACAACCGAACAAAAACGGGAAAUUCGCAUUGAAUUUCGCUGCCGAAUCUCUUGACACGGGCAAUUUGGAAGCUGUUGUGUUGGCGAUGAAGUCCCAAGGUGUCGAUUUGAACGUCAAAUACAGCAACGGAACCGUUUUGCAUCACAUCGCAAACAAGAUUAACAAGGAAAAUGUCGCUGCAAGUUGCGAAUGCAUCCUACUCUUGGUCGAAAACGGAGCAAACGUGAAUAUUCCGGAUCAGCGAGACGUGACGCCAGUUCUUGCGUUGCUGAAAAAGUUCAGUACCAACGAAAAAAUCAUCCGAGAAACGCUGGAAUUCAUUUUCAAGCAUUGUAAUGUCGAUUUGGACAGCUUUCGCGAGGGCGAGGCACGUACUCGUUUGAACGAAAAGUGUCCCGAAUUGGCUGAAAAUGCAAAAAAAUCAUCUUUGGAUGACGUUUCGAUCGAUUUACUCGUGUCACAACUGAAAAAUCGCAAGGAAAUGGACUUUUCAAAGGGACUUAGGGCACUCAUGACUAAAAAAGGGUUCAAAACCAUCGACGAAUUGGAGGCAAAUAACUUAUCGGGCGCUACUUUACUUGAAAUUGCCGUCGAAGAACGUCAAUCGUCAAUUGUCCAGCUGCUACUUGACCUCGGAGCGAAUCCAAAUAAGUUUAAAUCGGGCACAAUGCCUCCGUUGCAACUCGCAGCACAGCGAAACUCCCCCGAAAUCCUGGAAAUCCUCCUAAAAAGCGAAAAAAUCAAGGUUAACAAGGCCACAGAGGCAAAAUCUGAACCAGUUUUAUGUACAGUGAUCAAACAAUUGGGCGAAAACCCGCAUUCAAUUGAAUCCGAGCCCUAUCGUCGCUGUUUCGACUUACUUUUGGCUCACAAGGACAUUGAUGUGAACGAAUUUGACGCGACAACAGGCAAUACAGCCCUACAUUUUGCCUGUCGCUACCGAAAUCGCGACGUAAUCACGAAAUUAUUGGAAAAGAACGCCUAUAUCGGCAUGCAAAAUGUCUUGGACUCGAUCGCUAUUGACGACAUCGACCCACUUGUCUUGGAAAAUUACUUUGAUUCGUGCAUCCAAGCUAAUCACUUCCGCCUGGGCGACGAUGACUUCAAUUUAUUCGCAGAUUUUCGUUGUUUCGCGCCGCCCCGCACCAAAGACAACACCGGAUCUGCCGUUUUUCACACGGAAGAGAUGUUACCGAUCGUGUAUCUGGCAAAAUGCAAAGAAUUACGACACUUGAUGACCCAUCCGCUGAUCACGAGUUUCCUUUUCAUCAAAUGGCAUCGCUUAUUUUCGAUGUUUUUGCUGAAUUUGAUGCUGUAUUCGGUAUUUUGUGUCUCAUUGAUCGUCUAUGUUGUCUUUUUCUACGGCAGAGGAGCCGAAGAACACGGAUUUUUGGCGGGAAUUUUCAUGUUUCUCACAAUUUUGGGGAUUUUUAUCCUUGCUGUGCGAGAAUUCAUGCAAUUUGUCAUCAAUCCGAAGAAUUACGUGAAGACCUUGGUGAAUUAUUUGGAGCUUUUGUUGAUUUUCAUGACGUUUGUGGUACUGGUAACGACUCCUGAGAACUAUCGCGAGUACGGAAACACUCAUCGCUUCUUCGCAUCGUUCACAAUUCUCUUGGCGGCGCUUGAAUUAUCACUUCUCAUCUCAUCAUUGCCCAAUUCCUUCAUCUCCAUGCAUAUUGUGAUGCUGAAACGAGUUUCGUAUUCCUUCCUGAAGUCAUUGAGCAUCAAUUCGGUCAUCAUCUUGGCAUUCGCUUUCUGCUUUUACACGCUUUUUAAUGACCCAACAAGUGUCGAUGGGAACAAAAACUCGAGUACCGCAUCGCCAAUCAACGAAAAUGACGAUAAAGCUGACGAUUUUAAUCGAUUUGUGAACCCCCUAACCGCUAUUAUUAAAACUAUUGUCAUGUUAACGGGAGAAUUUGAAGCAGCUUCCAUCGAUUUCGACGUCAACGCCACAAGUUACUUGAUUUUUUUGAUAUUUGUCUUCUUUAUGUCGAUCGUUUUGUUCAAUUUACUCAACGGCUUGGCAGUUAGCGAUACUCAAAUCAUCAAAGCAGAGGCAGAAGUGACGCAUUUUAGUGAAAAAGCAGCGACUCUUCAUCGAUUCGAGCGUUCUUUCAAUACCAGAAACCUUGGGGUCUUUGGAUUUUUCAAGCAAAAUACCGUCGCGAAGUAUAUUCGCAACAAAAUUUGCGUUUUUCCGCAUUUUUUGCCUCAGAAUAUGAUCAUUGUCGUUCCAAAUCAAGGCAAUAAGAUAUUAAUUCCAACGGUUGAGAGUGCGGUUGACUUUAAUAGCGGAAAUGACGCGACCACGGUGCUUAUUGACGAACGCGGAAAAGAUCGCAAGGAGUUGACGAACCAAUAUUGCUGUUUGGCGCCAUGGAAUGCCAAGUGCUGCUCCCGUUUGGACCGAAAAAUCGUGAAACGUAUGAUGCAAGUGAUCAAUAACAACGAACGGGAACGUCAUGCGGAGGCUCAAAAGGCAAGUCUUGAACAAAGAUUGGCUAAAAUGGAAGUUAUGAUGGAAACGAUGCAACAAAUGUUGGUCGACGCAUUGAAAAAUAAGUAAAAAAGUGUCUUAAAAAACGAAAAUUGAGGCAGCUCCCAUAAAUUUUUGGGGAAAUUUUCACUCAGGAUAACCAAUUUCGCAUUUCUAACCUACAUUAUUGUUAAAAAAGUAAUCAACUGUGAACUAUUUGAUGUGCAUUCCACGCCGUAAUCUAUUGAAUUAACGUUUUUUUGAGCUUUUGAACAAAUAUAUGUGCUUGUUAAUAACUUUCGAAAAGUAUUUUAUUGUAAUUUCCCGUCGAAUUCCAUGUGGUUGCGUCGCCAAAACCAUUAUUAAUGAACGUUAUGCGGUCUAUGA